AUGGCCAUGAAAGUUGCUUUAAUUACCGGAGGAGCGAGUGGAAUGGGCCUUGCUGUUACCCAGGAACUAUCAUCUCGUGGCGACUGGACUGUUAACAUUCUCGAUAUCAAUGAGACUCGCGGGGCCGAAGUAGCCCAAGAGCUGCCUCGAGUGAUAUUUCACAAAGCCGAUGUGACGAAAUAUGGCGAUCUAUGUGAAGCAUUUCAGAAAUCUUUCAUUGAGGGUGGUAAAUCCAUUGAUUUUGUGUUUGCCAACGCUGGAGUGAUUGAACGGACCAACUUCUAUGCCCCGCAUCCUGUCUCCGAAGAUGCUAUACCACCACCAGAGCCAGACCUUCUCCCAGUCGAUGCAGACCUGAAAGGGGUCGUAUUGACUGCCUGGUUAGCACAGCACUACUUCCGUUUGUCUCCUCACAAGGGAAAUGGCGCAAACAUAGUGAUGACUGCAAGCUGUGGUGGACUAUACCCAUCAUUUUACUCUCCUCUUUACUCGGCAGCUAAAUUUGGAGUUGUUGGAUUUAUGCGAUCAAUAGCCAAUUCAUUCCGGUCUGAGGGAAUGCGUGUCAAUGCCAUUUGUCCUGGUAUUGUACGCACUAACCUUGUCGACCAGAAAGGAUGGGACAGCUUCCCCCAGCACCGUUUUAUCGAAGCAGAUAGAAUAGCCCAAAUUGUUCUCCAGCUUGUCGACGGUGGCAAACCAGCGGGUGAGGGCCUGACUGAUAACCAGGGCAAAUUCCUCGCGACUUCUAAGCUCUAUGGUCUCGCGGUAGAGAUCUCGGAUACAGGUAUUUACUUCAGAGACCACCAUGAGUUUUGCGAUGAGGGAAUGCGGGAAGUCAUGGGUGCUACGGUCAUUGCUAAUCAGGUUGAUGGUGUGCUGAAUGCCAAUUAG
This is a messenger RNA of Penicillium malachiteum, 891 nucleotides long. RefSeq lists its product as uncharacterized. The transcript is spliced from 3 exons. The record is from RefSeq and is a predicted model, not a curated record. Gene Ontology annotation, molecular function: oxidoreductase activity, acting on the CH-OH group of donors, NAD or NADP as acceptor. NCBI's taxonomy places the organism in Eukaryota, Fungi, Ascomycota, Eurotiomycetes, Eurotiales, Aspergillaceae. Gene Ontology annotation, cellular component: cytoplasm. Bases 1 to 891 code for a protein of 296 amino acids.